Molecule: messenger RNA, 634 nt
Organism: Trichoderma harzianum CBS 226.95
Lineage: Eukaryota; Fungi; Ascomycota; Sordariomycetes; Hypocreales; Hypocreaceae
Exons: 1
Coding region: 251-568 (105 amino acids)
Source: RefSeq, a predicted model, not a curated record
ACGCGCGGCGCUGAUUGGCUGCCUCAGAGUAUGUACGCCCCUAGAUCCUGUCCCAUGUCUUGCUUCACAUAUUCCCGCCGAAUCAUGGCUGAGCCCAACCCCUCAUGCUAUCAUGCACGAGCAUGGGUGCGUCGGUUGCUCGACAGCUUGGAAUGCGACGUCGCUAAGCCUGAUGCCGUGAGGUCGUGUUGACGAUGAAUGCAGGUGACCGCAACUAGACGGGCCAUGACUCUGUACCCGGGCGCCUUGGAUGGCGAGCCCACGGUCCGUCCUUUUUUCUCGACCGCAUCUUGUCCGACAACGACAGCGAGCGGUAGAAGCUAAGAACCCACGGGCGUUGGAGCAACCGCAAGAUGCAGCCGGGUGGCUUGCGGCUAUGCCUGCUCACAGAGCUGAGCUGUCUGUGAUACGAACUCGGCGCUUUGGAAGACGUCAGACAAGCACUACCCAAGUGAAUGCUUUGCAUCUAUCUGCUCAUAGAUGCUUGUGCGUGUACUCCGUAAAGGCAGUAUUAAGUUUGUACUGCUACAAACGACAUCCACCAACACCCUUCGGCAAGUUCGUCUAAUGCAAGUAAGCCAAGGCGAUGAUCCAGCACAUCAGAUCGUCCAGGCACAAUCGCCAUUGCCAUGCA